AGCUAAUAGGAUGUUUCACACUAACUGUCUGCUGCGGGUUUCGUCUUUGCUCCGGGCGGCGCGCUGCCUGAUGCCGAAACGACACGCUGCUCCUAAAACUGUUACAUGUUCACAUCGCUGCAUGUCAACAUUUCACAAAAAGGACACUAGACACAGGGAUGCGAACUUUGGAGGAGCAGAUUACCGCACCGAUAAGGUCUUCUCGUCGAGGAGUUAUUCCACAAGCGAAGCUAAACUUAACUGCUGGAACUGUAAACAACUUCUUGACAGAACUCCUUCUUUCUUUUGCGACUCAUGCAAAGCAAUCCAACCCCCCGAGGAAGGGGCGUCCUACUUCAAAAUCCUGGACUGUGACUAUACUUUCACACUGGACACACAUAAGCUCCAGAAAAGAUACUUGCAGCUUCAGCGGACUCUUCAUCCAGACAACUUCAGCCAGAAAUCUGUGAAAGAACAGGAGUAUUCAGAAAGCCAGUCUGCCCUCGUGAGCAAAGCAUACAAGACAUUGCUGAAGCCGUUGAGUCGUGGUCUUUAUAUGCUGGAGCUUGAGGGCAUGCAUCUGAAGGAGGGUACUGACUCUGUAGCUGAGUCACACUUCCUAAUGGAGUUGAUGGAGAUCAAUGAAGCCCUGGAGGAAGCCCAGACUCCAGAAGAAGUCAAUAAGAUCGGCCAAGACACAAAAGGGAAACUCGCAGACUUGACGGAGCUGAUAGAUGCUGCCCUUCAUGAAGGGAAGCUUGACAUAGCCAAGGAACUGCUGACAGAAAUGAAAUACUAUGCAAACAUUGAAGAAAAGGUCAAGGCAAAACUUUCAGAAUUUAUGUAAUGUUUUCCCUCUAUUUGAUGUUUAAUAAUCUCUUUUAAAGCUUUGUUUUAAACUGCAUAAAAUAUUGCAUAUUAAUGGCAUUAUAUUAUUUUAUGUUUCCAGAGGUAGAAUAAAAGUGAAUUGUA
Messenger RNA from Gambusia affinis (western mosquitofish), 951 nucleotides. RefSeq names its product HscB mitochondrial iron-sulfur cluster cochaperone (gene hscb). Gene Ontology annotation, molecular function: ATPase activator activity; protein-folding chaperone binding. Bases 11 to 826 code for a protein of 271 amino acids. Gene Ontology annotation, cellular component: mitochondrion. Lineage: Eukaryota; Metazoa; Chordata; Actinopteri; Cyprinodontiformes; Poeciliidae. Gene Ontology annotation, biological process: [2Fe-2S] cluster assembly; protein complex oligomerization. The record is from RefSeq and is a predicted model, not a curated record. The transcript is spliced from 6 exons.